Messenger RNA from Podarcis raffonei (Aeolian wall lizard), 4117 nucleotides. RefSeq names its product plexin domain containing 2 (gene PLXDC2). The transcript has 14 exons. NCBI's taxonomy places the organism in Eukaryota, Metazoa, Chordata, Lepidosauria, Squamata, Lacertidae. The coding region runs from base 767 to 2353 and encodes 528 amino acids. The record is from RefSeq and is a predicted model, not a curated record.
CCCGCUCCAUCCCGUCCUCGCGCAGGAAGAUCGAGAGGGCUUGUUUUGUCUCCGAAAUCAUUUUAAGACUCUGCCCCCUGGAUUUCUCCACUGGAUCGCUCGGCGGGGAGUCACGGCUCGGAGGAGUUUGCGAGGAAGGGAGGAGGGUCUGCGAGGAGGACGCGUGUGUGGCGAGGACACUCCCAGAGAAAGGGCUCUUGUUUUGUUUUGUUUGGGGAAAGGAUCGCCGUCGGCUCUGAAGCCGGCCGCCCCUCCUCCCUUGGAGAUCGGCUCAGGCUUAGCAAAGAAAGGGAGAGUUACUCGGUGGAGAUCACACACACGCGCGCUAAAGCACUCCCCUUUCUCCCCCCCCCCCCGCGCGCUUUUGGGCGACUUUGGUACUUAGUGGUCGGCUCUGAUUUCGGUUUCGCUUGUUCACACUCCCGCCCGCGGGGAAACGCACUCACGCCCUUUUACGCCCUUCUUUCCUCGCUAUUAUGCUGUUGGACUAAGAUCGCCUUUUGGCUUCGCAGGCUGGAAAAACAAAAAGGCGGCGGCGACAGUCGGGACUGGGAUACGUCGGCGCCUCUCCUGCCCGGCUCAAUGAAAUCGGAUCGGAAUAAAAAGUGACUUUCCUCCACCCCGGAUUUAAAGGGAAGGAAGGGGGAGGGAGGCGCGCGAAUCUUUCCUCCUGAGCUCUGCUGCUGCUGCUUUUUUCGCUCCCCGAAGCGGCGCACCGAGAGUCCAGCGGGAGGCGGACCGGCGAGCGCGCAGCCCGCGAGGCGCUAUGGCGAAGCUGGGGGGAGCCCAGGUGGCGGCGGCGGGAGUGCUGCUACUUUUGCAGUGCUUGGCGGACCGGCUGCAGCUCAUCGGCGCCCUGAAGUCGAAGCAGAGUCACGGUGCAUUUUAUGAAAUGGUUCCAAGCUUUCCUCAAGUGGAGGAGAACAUUCGCGUGGACUCCUACAGAUACAGCCACAGAUGGAAACGGCAUUCAGAGUUCCUCAAGUCAGUUGACACCAACAGAGCCAGUGUGGGGCAGGACUCCUCAGAACCUGGGGGCUUCACAGAUCUGCUGCUUGAUGACACACACGACAACACUACCCAGAUCGAGGAGGAUAUGGAUCACAAUUAUUAUACUUCAAGGACAUAUGGCCCAUUUGAUUCUACCAGCCGAGAUCUGUGGGUGAACAUUGACAAAAUGGAGAAAGAUAAAGUGAAAAUUCAUGGGAUCCUCUCCAACACACACCGGCAAGCUGCAAGAGUGAAUCUAUCGUUCGAUUUUCCAUUUUAUGGCCAUUUCCUGCGUGAAAUUACUGUGGCAACUGGGGGUUUUAUAUAUACAGGGGAAGUUGUGCAUCGAAUGCUAACAGCUACACAAUACAUCGCACCUUUGAUGGCCAACUUUGACCCUAGUGUGUCAAGAAACUCGACUGUCAGAUACUUUGAUAAUGGUACUGCAUUGGUUGUCCAGUGGGAUCACGUACAUCUACAGGAUAAUUACAAUCUGGGCAGUUUCACAUUUCAAGCAACACUUCUCAACGAUGGGCGUAUCAUAUUUGGCUAUAAAGAGAUUCCUAUCUCAGUGACACAGAUCAGUUCAACCAACCACCCUGUGAAGGUGGGCCUGUCAGAUGCCUUUGUGGUUGUCCACAGGAUCCAGCAAAUUCCCAAUGUCCGUAGAAGAACGAUAUAUGAGUACCACAGAGUGGAGCUUCAAAUGUCAAAGGUUACCAAUCUGUCAGCUGUUGAGAUGAUUCCUCUACCCACCUGCCUCCAGUUUAACAGCUGUGGGCCAUGUGUCACAGCUCAGAUUGGCUUCAACUGCAGCUGGUGCAAUAAACUCCAAAGAUGUUCCAGUGGAUUUGAUCGUCAUCGGCAAGACUGGGUAGAUGGUGGAUGCCCUGAAGAGUCUAAAGAUAAGAUUUGUGAGAAGAAUGUAGACACGACGCAAAUGCCUCCUCAUACCACUAUCCAGCAGACAACAAUGAGAUUCAGAGUUUUAACCACUACCAAAGGAGCCACGACAUCCCAUCUGCCAACUAGCCUACCCACAGAAGAUGAUACCAAGAUAGCGUUACACCUAAAAGAUAAUGGAGCCUCAACAGAUGACAGCGCAGCAGAGAGAAAAAGCGGGACUCUUCACGCAGGUUUAAUUGUUGGGAUUUUCAUACUGGUCCUGAUAGUUGCAGCGGCAAUACUUGUGACAGUUUAUAUGUACCACCAUCCGACGUCAGCAGCCAGUCUCUUCUUUAUUGAGCGUCGCCCCAGCAGAUGGCCUGCAAUGAAAUUUCGGAGAGGCUCUGGACACCCUGCUUAUGCCGAAGUGGAACCUGUGGGCGAAAAGGAAGGCUUCAUUGUGUCAGAGCAGUGCUAGGAUUUCUAAGGCAGAUCACCAGUACUGGCCUACAGGUGUGAGACAUUUACGCUGCCUCUGAUGAAAGAGAUGGAAAUCUAAGCUGCUGUAAACCCGAGAGAGACGGAAUGGAGUUCUGGAUAAACUUUCUCCAAGGAAAAGUGUCUAGGAUACCCGAUUACCCUUUCAAAGAUAUUUUUUGCCCCCCUCACAGCAAAUCACCAUGCCAUGUUUCAGUAGCACCCUUCAGAAACACCUACAGUAGGAGAAUGAUGAACACAAUUGCCAUGCUCUCUAGGUAUCGGAGAUGUAGAGUGAUUCGGGAUAUAAAGCUUUAGUUCAGAACAGUGCUUCCCUUCUGGAUCCAGUGCAGUGACGGUGUUUCUAUUCCAGCUGUUACCGGUGGGUUAUCCUUUCAGCCCCAGAGGCAAUGCUCCUCGUUUGACAAGGCUGCUGGUGAGAUCAAUCUGAUGCAGAUAACAUAGCUAAGCAGUUUUCUGCAGUUCAUGAGUAAUGUAAUUUUCAUUUCUAAAAAUAAAAUUAGAAAACUCCACCCAAGUCCAGAAACAUGAUAUACAUCUGAAAACAACAAGAGUCCUUCUUGUAUUCUGUAGGCUUAUAUCCCAUGAACUGUGAUUAUUAUUGUUUUGCUCACAACUAUAUUUCUAUAGUUGACAAAGCAUUAGAGAGUUGUCAGGGGUUUUUUCUUAAAAAAAAAGAAGUGAUAAGGUUUUUCACUAUGGUGAAAUUGGGCUGUCCUGCUGGAAUAUACAGAGAAAUUGGACUAAUAUUCAGUUUUGAUCUUCACAAAAGUGAGAUGGAGUCAGCGUACGCUCGCUUGGGAGUAAGUCACUUAGGAGUGGCCAUGCCUAGUAUUUAGCUGAUAGUUUCAGGGAUAAUGCUUAUGCUCCUGAAAUGUGGAUUGAAACAGAAGUGGUAGAUGUAUUUGGCUGAUGCCAGAGGGGAAACAGCCUUGAAACACAAAAAGAAAUUAUUACCAUUUUUAACUCUUCCCAUUCUGUCACAGGUCACUUGAGAACAGUGCUGUUGGUUCCACCACACCCUUCCCCAAGACAAACAUUAAAUGUGUUGCAAUCCCUGCAGAUUCAUGUAGAAGUAUUGUUUAAUGCACAUAGUAGCUGCAUACAUACAUACAUGCAUAUAUAUAUAUAUAAAUACAUAUAUAUAUAUAUAAAUCUAUUUUUUUUAUAGCUAACACAAGGCAGGCUCUUGUGACUGUUAAAGAGUGCUUUUUUUGCCAUCCGGACGAUGGAAAUAUAUUGCAUUGCUGCAUAUUUCCACUGAGUUGUAAAAUAAUCCUUAAUAUUAAAAUAAGAUUUUAUGUUGUAUAGGGAAAGUGGUUCAUUUAUCUGCAGUGCUAUAACUUUGCCUGCCUCUGGAAGCCACAGUUUCUUAAACAACAAAACCCUUUCCUUCCCUGACUGGGAAAGAUAAUAUUUUUUUAAAGAAAACUCCCAGUGAAAUAUUCCUUUGGAUGGAAAGGGGGCAAUAUAUAUUGAGCUACUAAAAUGUCUAUUCAGAUUUUGUAUGGACAUUAUUGCAUUGUGAAACCCAUUCAUUAAUUUCACCUUCCGUAUGAACAGCAGCACUUGAAUCAUAGUAGUUUCAGGUUGUUCAGAUACCUUUUCAGGUCGCACCUUUAUAACACGGUUCUUUACAUUUUCACAUCAAUACUUGUAUGGUUCUGGUUUUUUUAAAGGGAGGGAAACAAAACCUCCAUGAUUUUUACUUGUUAUUUCCUUCAGUAAAUAAUACAAUACUGUA